GUUUUGCAGAGGCUGCUGCAUACUCUGUCUCUCUCUGCUCCAUUCCAUAAGAAAUAGCUGAUUAGAGGUACUCGGCGACUACGGAGUCAUGAGUUCUCCAAUACGUCCAGUCAUUCUAGAGAGAAAACGAGCUGACUACAAUGCAGAAGUGCCUAUCAAGAAGCAGUUUGCUCAUGCAAGAAGGUUCAUCAACCUAAGCAGAGGCUUUGAUCCAUUUGCAACUACACUGCCUUGGUAUCAACACUGGGGACAUGAUGGGAUUUCUGAGCGAGAGCAACCACUCCAGCUGUUGGCUCCACAACGAAUGCAUAGUAUGCUCACCUCAGUUGAAGUCAGCUCACCACUGCCACUUGCGCUACAACCAACAGCCCCAAUAGACUUACGAACUGAUCUGCGGAUUGCAAUGCCAGUUGUGGACCCGGCUGCCAGGGAGAACCAACUGCAGCAAGAACUACUCCUGCUGCAGCAGCAGCACCAGCUUCAGAAACAACUUCUCUUUGCCGAGUUCCAGAAACAACAUGAAACCCUCACCAGGCAACACCAAGUCCAGCUCCAGGAACACCUCAAGCAACAACAGGAAUUGCUAGCCAUACAACAUCAGCAGGAGCUUCUGGAGCAGGAACGUAAAUUGGAAAAACAGCGGCAGCAGCAAGAGCUUGGGAGACAGCUACGCGAGCAGCACCUUCUGUUUCUUCGAAAUAAAGAAAGGGGCAGAGAAAGUGCAGUGGCCAGUACUGAGGUGAAACAGAAGCUUCAGGAGUUCCUGCUGAGCAAGUCAGCCAAAGAGUCUCCAAUGAGUGGACAGAACCAUUGUCUACCACAGCAUCCCAAGCUCUGGUACAUGGGAGCCCACCAUGCUUCACUGGACCAGACCUCACCACCCCAGAGUGGAAUUUCUCCGUCUUACAAUCAACCAUUGCCAGGGAUUCAGAACACAAAGGAUGAUUUCCCCCUGCGAAAAACUGCCUCUGAGCCAAAUUUGAAGGUGCGUUCCAGGUUAAAACAGAAAGUGACAGAGAGGAGGAGUAGUCCAUUAUUGCACAGAAAAGAUGGCGCCAUUAUCAGCACCUUCAAGAAGAGAACGCUUGAGAGAACAGAUUCCUCAGUGUGUAGCAGUGCCCCAGGAUCUGCUCCUAGCUCUCCUAACAAUAAUUCCAGUGGCAUGUCAGUGGAGAAUAGAUUAUCAAAUUCACCUGCUGAGCAGUUGCAGCCGCAUCACAGGAUUCUGAAUUGGGAUGGAUCAGUGAAUGCAAUAAAUCUCUACACAUCACCAUCAUUGCCCAAUAUUACUCUGGGUCUCCUAGCCACUGCUGUCUCUUCUACCUCCUCCCAGAUCAACGUCUCAACAGCAAACCAAAAUUCUGACAGACAUACCAUUCAGGGAACAGCUCUUACUGGACAGUUCAGACGAAGUACUCCUUUAUCUGCUUUCUUGCCACCUGCACCUUUUGAUGGGAAGGUUAACAGCACCCAUCAAGCUCUGCUACAACACGUAUUCCUGAUGGAACAGGCUCGAAAACAGAGUCCACUCACAACCGGUAUGGUUCCUCUUCAUGUUCACUCUGCAUUGAUACCAGUGGGCGAGAAAUUGUCACCAACUCUUAGAGCUGCAAAUAAGCUGCCACGCCACAGACCACUUAAUCGAACACACUCUGCUCCACUCCCACAAAACACACAAGCGUUGGCACAGCUGGUUGUUCAACAGCAACAUCAAGAAUUCUUGGAAAAACAGAAGCAAUACCAGCAGCAGAUACAGUUGAACAAGACACUUUCCAAACCCCAUGUGCAGCUUCAACAGCCUGAAAGACACCCAGAGCAGACAGAGGAAGAAUGCUGCCAACAGCAAGUCAUACAGGAGGAUGAGGGGCCUCCCUGUGGUAGCAGCAGGAGCAACAGCAAUAGUAUCUACGAGAGAACAGCAACAGAUACUGUGGAGGUGAAAAAGGAGCCUUCAGACAACAGUGAUAAGAUCCAAUUAAAACAGAAUGAUCCUGUGGAAAAGAGCACAUUUUUUCACCAGCAGCUCCUGGAUCAUCAGCGUGUCCACCAGCUUGGAGCAUACCAAACUCAGAUGGCCAUGGUUGGCAUGACAGGAUCAGGGAAGCAGAGGGCUGUUUCCAGGACACGGUCAUCACCAGCUGCUUCCACAUUACCGCACCCCUCCACAGACCAUCCCAUCAGGCACGUCCAUUCCACUGGUAGGAGUCCCAAAGGAAUUCUUUAAUAGGCACUCUUAAUUCAGUAUUCUUAGGAGCUCAACAGAUUCCAAUGCUAUAAAUAACACAAAUUGCACUUUUGUUACACUUCAAUUAUUAUUUGUUUUUUUAAAACCGCUCAAUGUCAUGUAAAUCUGUAGUUACUCAAAAGUAGAGAUCAGUUGAUCAGUCAGAACUAAUUUGGUCCACACUCAUUUUUUUUAAUCUUAGAUGUGCACUUACAACCAAUUUCAGUUUAAAAGCAGUCUGGAAUACAUGCUGACAAACACUGCUGCUACUGGACAUUGUGUUUGAAUGGGCAAGUUCUGUCUUAAACCAGAGAACCCUAGCUCAACGAAACACAUGCCAUUGCCUUAUUUUUUUAAAACAUUUGCUGAAUGCAACAUGUCAUAUAGAUAUGAUAUCUAUGCCACUGAUUUAUCUUCUAAUAAAAUUGUUAUUCCUCUUUCUUUCUCCCAUCAUGUUUAGCUGAUAGCAAUCUUAGAACAAGGAGAAAAACAAGGUGUAAGCUCAGCCCAAACCAGCUUCUCUUUCUUUGGAAAAUCAGAUAGAAUGCAAAAAAAGAAUGAAAAAUAACUAUUUGAAAGAUUUAGUUGAUGUUGUACUGGCAAAAUUAUAAGAGCAAAUUCUUUGACCCAAUUAAGCUGCAAACAUUUAAUUCUGAAAGAAUCAUAACCUAAACUAAAAUGACAAACCUUUUAGCAAAGGUGGGGAGAGAAAAAGAAAUGAUUUUAUUUUAUGUUGCUUUGGAAGAUUAAAAAGAAAAGUUCACAUUCAUAAAGCAUGCAUAACAAAACAGAUUAUUGUAAAUUAACUCAAAAAUAUCAACAAUUGCUUUUUGACUUAAUGAGAAGAUUCUUCAGUUCUGCAACCAUUUUGAUUUCAGAAAAUAUUCUUAGUUUUAUAAAGGAGGAACUUGCAACUAUAUGCAUCCUUCACAGCUUCAGAUUUUCUGCCAAGGAAUUGCCUCCAAAAUAUAGUUCCUGUUGUAAUAUAGGAAGAGAUGUUACUUUUGAGAGCUGGCUUUUUUAUUCUUGGAGAUCCAUUUCUGCUAUUUAUUAUUGCAAAAGUUAUUCUCUGGAAACUUCCACAGUUAACAUUCUAAGGUACAAUUAGAGAAAUUUACAGGAUCAGUAGGAAAUAUAUAACUCUGUAUUCAGAAAAUUAGCAGCAAGUUGUCAUUUGUCUCUGUAUCAGAAUUCAAAGUUCUCUCCGAGAGAUUAUCGGAGAAAUAAUAUUUCUUUGAUUUGCUGAUUUUCUAAACUAAUUGAAAAAGUAUUUACUGCUUUUAAUUCCUUUUUAUUCAUUAGGUAUGAUAUUAAUAUUUUGCGCAACAAUGUAAUGUUUUGUCACUACUAAAAUUGUAUUGAGUUGUAAUGGAAAUUCACAGUCUAAUAUUAAAUUAUAUUGAAUUUAUGUGCUGCAGAACAUUCUGCUAGACCGAUGAAGAGCUCACAAAAAUUCAAUGUAUGGAAUAAAUUAAACAUAAAAUUAUGGUUGAAUGUGUUAUUUACUGUAAAGGAGAGAAAGGAUCCCAUUGAAGGGCUUCCCUUCCAUUUUCAUUGAAUUUUUAUGGUCAUUAAAUAGAAAAAUCCUGGUUUUAAUUUUGAACAAGGAUUACACCCUUAAGAUUUAUUUUAUUUCCUGGAUUUUUGAUAAAGUUGAAAGGUCUAAAAUAAGAAUAAACCAUUUGGAAAAUUGUGCCAUCUUUAAUAACUUGUUCCAGAAGAUAGUGGUCACCUUCCUAUUGCUGCUUGUGCACCAUUAAGAGUUGCACUUCAAUUGUAUUUGACACUGGGAUAUGUUUUUUUUAUAUAGUGUGUUGUUUCUUUGAGAAACAUGGGAUAAAAUGUCCAAGAACUUCUGUGUUUUUUUUAUAUAUUAAAACUUGGGCAGAAGGUUGAGUGAAAGCCCUGAGACCUAAAGCAAAUUGCUGAGAAAUAUUUCAAUGUUCCUCUGGAAUACCCGUGAAUCCUCUGCCCAAGUUACAGCAGGAAGUCUGUUUACCUGUGGAGAUUCUAUCCCUGUGUAUAUAUAUAAAUGAAUCUUCAAAAGGAAUGGUUAGAAAUUUAUAAGCCCAAUCGGCACCUGGAAAAAAGCAAUACAGAUUAACACUUUCAGAUAGAGAUCCUUUGAUUUAUUGCUUUCUCUUACAGAUGCUACAUAGACACUGUAGUGUAUUUCCAGCAGUUUAACAUGUUCAUUGUUUACAUAUUUUUCUUUUCCUUUCUGAUAUAUAUUUAUAUUCCGGUAUUCCUACACCAAUACGACCUUUCCAAUUGGAAGUCAUAAUAUGAUUUUGGGAUUUGGGUUGGGGUGAAGAGGAAGGAAGACAAAUGGUGUCCACAAACGUGUCCAAAGAAUUUGAUGUAUUUCAUCAAGCAAGGCAAUGAGUGACCAAAACCAUUAAUUGCAUUUAUUCACUGCCCUUUUUGGCACAUGUCAAAUUUUAAAACAAAAGGUUGUAUUAUUUUAAAAUGUGUUUUUUUUAAUGUUGCUUUUAAAGAGCUAUUGGCUGCCAGCUUCAAAGUUCUAAUUACAAGUGAUGUAUAUUUUAGCCACUUUGCUGCAGAA
Molecule: messenger RNA, 4790 nt
Organism: Pristis pectinata (smalltooth sawfish)
Lineage: Eukaryota; Metazoa; Chordata; Chondrichthyes; Rhinopristiformes; Pristidae
Product: histone deacetylase 9-like
Exons: 14
Coding region: 89-2224 (711 amino acids)
Biological process (GO): chromatin organization
Cellular component (GO): histone deacetylase complex
Molecular function (GO): histone deacetylase activity
Source: RefSeq, a predicted model, not a curated record